GGUCUCAUGACUCAUUUAGCUUCUAUAUUGAUGAAGCCUCUCCAGUCGGGCCUGAACAGCCAGAGACCGUCCAGAACUUUGUGUCUGUGUUUGGGACUGUGGCUAAAAAGCUGAUGAGGAAGUGGUUGGCUACCCAGACCAUGAACUUCACCAGCCAGCUGGGGGCAGGUAUACGGUAUUUUGAUCUUAGAAUUUCCACCAAGCCCAGAGACCCAGACAACGAACUCUACUUUGCUCAUGGUUUAUUCAGUGCCAAAGUCAAGGAGGGUCUGGAAGAGAUCAACGCGUUUCUCACUGACCACCCAAAAGAAGUGAUCUUCUUGGACUUCAAUCACUUCUAUGGGAUGCAGAAAUACCAUCAUGAAAAGCUCGUCCAAAUGCUCAAAGACACAUAUGGAAACAAAAUGUGUCCUGCUAUAUUUGCUCAUGAAGUCAGCCUCCAGUACCUGUGGGAAAAGGAACACCAAGUGCUGGUGUUCUACCACAGCCCAGUGGCUCUCGAGGUACCAUUUCUUUGGCCAGGCCAGAUGAUGCCAGCUCCUUGGGCAAACACCACAGACCCAGAAAAACUGAUUCAGUUCCUCCAGGCGUCAAUCACUGAGAGAAGAAAGAAGGGCUCCUUUUUUAUAUCUCAAGUAGUGCUGACACCAAAGGCUAGUACGGUGGUGAAAGGGGUUGCUAGUGGUCUCAGAGAAACGAUCACAGAAAGGGCUCUUCCUGCCAUGAUGCAGUGGGUCCGAACUCAGAAACCAGGAGAAAGUGGUGUGAAUAUUAUCACAGCAGAUUUUGUAGAACUUGGUGACUUUAUCAGCACAGUCAUAAAGCUCAACUAUGCCCUGGAUGAAGGUGAAGAUGACACUACUUGAUAGUACUGUAAAGUGUGUGUUGUUAUUUAGAAUU
Messenger RNA from Chaetura pelagica (chimney swift), 900 nucleotides. RefSeq names its product phosphatidylinositol-specific phospholipase C, X domain containing 3 (gene PLCXD3). Gene Ontology annotation, molecular function: phosphoric diester hydrolase activity. Gene Ontology annotation, cellular component: synapse. The record is from RefSeq and is a predicted model, not a curated record. The transcript is spliced from 2 exons. Gene Ontology annotation, biological process: lipid metabolic process. Lineage: Eukaryota; Metazoa; Chordata; Aves; Apodiformes; Apodidae. The annotation marks the transcript as partial.